GUUCAAUCGAAGUGACAGAGAGUGCUGGAAAUCCCACACUGUAUCAAAAUGUUGUGGUCAAGCAACGGAACAUGUCCAGAAGCCACAGAAGACAAAGGCUGUGCCCCAGACUGCUUUCGUGUUAAGUUGCGGACAUGAGCACUGUGUGCGUUCACUGCGCAACCGUGAACGCUACUCCUGCCCGCUUCUGUGCAGAAUGCGGUUCUAUAUAGAGGGCUCCGACCAACGGACCUCAGGCAGACUCCGAAUCGGAAAUGUCGUCAACGACUGAAUCUGGAGGAGCUCAGAUUUUCUGGAGGAACAGGAACUUUUAGAGAAAAUGGCAGAAGGAGAUAUCGUGUCGCUGGCGACGGAUGGUACAUUUCGACUAGACUUUGGGAACUACGUUGUCCAAAUUGUGGGGUUGCUGCACCCCACCUGUAGUCUUGGCAAGGUGAGAUCAGGGAAGGGUGGCAAGGGUGAGGUGGAAUUGCCGCGCACUAGCUUCGCUCCUUUGGCCUUUGCUCUCCUGGAGUCCGAGAAGACGGACAGUUGCGUGGAGUUCACAAGGUGGUACGAGCAAUGGCUUCGCGUCUAUUCUCCAAAGGCGCAUGCGAAACUCAUGCAGUGCAGCGUCACCAUCAAUGAUUUCAAGGAAUCUGGAGAGCGAGCCUUGCGCGUCUUGUGCGCAAGUCCACCGGUGCAUCGCCAUUGUGCUGUGCACAUGAUCCGUAACUGUACUCAAGCUGGGUACACUGGAUGGAAGAAGUUACGCUCGCACAAAGCGGCCUCCACCUUGAGGCAAUACCUUUUGCAUUUGCAACACGCUUCCAGCUUGGUGGUUUUUGACAUGUUGUCGCGCCAUUUGCUACUGCUGGUGCGGCAUGAGCUUGAAGAAGCAGCCUCUCAUCACUUUGGGGGAGAGGGAAGGGUGCGAUGGCUGUAUGGUUGUUCAGUUGUUCUUAUUGGUUUUGCUUCUCGCCCGAACGGACGGCAGUCCAGAAUGCGGCGGCAAAGUAGUAGUCUAUCUCAAGCGUUUUUCCCGCAAUGAUAAUG
This is a messenger RNA of Durusdinium trenchii, 1035 nucleotides long. NCBI's taxonomy places the organism in Eukaryota, Dinophyceae, Suessiales, Symbiodiniaceae. The record is from the annotation of a GenBank genome assembly.